AUGCGACCAAUAGGAAAAAAAGAAGCUUUAAAAAACCAGGAAGAGAGGGAGCACCGGGGAUCUAAAGGUAAGGGUAGAGGAGACCGAUAUCAAAGGAAUGAUAAGGCGGACGCGCGGUAUGACAGACACCGAAACACCUAUUCAAGGAACGAGCCUUCGAAACCUCGAUCCGACUACCCCAACCUGAGCAAGACACCGGCAGAAAUCUUAGCUUCGGAGAAUCUCAAGUUCAAUCCUCCAAAGCCGCUGAAAGAUAAUCCCAACAAAGACACAAGUAAAUACUGUGAAUACCACAAGGGGAGCGGUCAUGACACUAACGACUGUUUUCAGCUAAAAUUGCAGAUCGAAUAUUUCGUAAAGGCGGGAAAAUUGGCACACCUAGUAAGAGAUAUCAAGCAGGGCCCACCCGUCGUCAAGGAAGAAAACGAUAAGGCGGCGGGUAAGAGACCGCGGGAAUUGAAUAUGGUACACGCGGAUAAGGGAAAAGGGGUAAAACGGAGUUUCUCCACGCUCGAACCCUGGAUGCUAGCGACAAUGACUAUCGAACCUCGCAUGGAGGAUUUACACCUCACAACCGAUGCCCUAAUUAUAUCCGCUGCAGUAGGAGAUUACCGCAUGAGGCGAAUCCUGGUCGACACCGGGAGCUCAAAAGACAUUAUCUAUGAGCAUUGUUUCAAUAGAAUGCAACCAGAAGAUAGAAAACUGCUCGAAUCAGUGCAUGCCCCCAUUAAAGGAUUCACAGGCGAAAAAGUUGACCCUAUUGGUCAGAUCACCUUCCCGCUUACAUUUGGACAAGAACCCAGAGAAAGAACCAUACUCCUAACUUUCCUUGUGGUACGCGCUGAGUCAUACCACAAUGUGAUUAUUGGAAGAUUCACUCUGGGGAAGUUGGACGCUAUAGUUUCUACAGCGCGAGGAUUCAUGAAGUUCCCUACCCCGCGAGGCAUUGCAACAGUAUGCCGUGACAAACUAGGGGAGGUACUAAACGCCAAAAGAUGUCGGCAAGGCCCCACCGGAGCCAUUGGUCCGGAAAGGUGGGUACUAAGCACGCCACCCAGAUCUGACGGUUAUAAUCGGAGACAGCCUGUCUCCCGAAGUUAA
Messenger RNA from Helianthus annuus (common sunflower), 1101 nucleotides. RefSeq lists its product as uncharacterized. The transcript has a single exon. NCBI's taxonomy places the organism in Eukaryota, Viridiplantae, Streptophyta, Magnoliopsida, Asterales, Asteraceae. The record is from RefSeq and is a predicted model, not a curated record. Bases 1 to 1101 code for a protein of 366 amino acids.